Messenger RNA from Acaulospora morrowiae, 987 nucleotides. The record is from the annotation of a GenBank genome assembly. Lineage: Eukaryota; Fungi; Glomeromycota; Glomeromycetes; Diversisporales; Acaulosporaceae.
AUGAAAGAUGAUAUAACAUUGGAAAAAUGUCAUGUAAUUCCUAAAUAUGAUGAAGAGAUAUGUGCUUUAAUUUUAGAAUAUUUUUAUGAUCAAGCAAAUCAUCGGGAGUAUCACAAAACUUUUUCUGCAAUUUCAGAAAAACAUAUUGGAAUUACACAAGAGGAAGAAGCAAGCACAGUCGCGACACAUCUUCUAAAAGAUGUUUUCAAAGUUCUUGAACCCCCCAUGAUUAUCCAAAGUGACAAUGGUAAAGAGUUUGUUGCAAGAAUUAUUACUGAAAUUUGUGAAGCUCUUAAUAUUACAAUCAGGCAUGGUAGGCCUCGCCAUCCACAGUUACAAGGUCAAAUUGAGCGACUUAACCAGACAAUGGGCCGUGAUUUUACUAAGUUGUUGUGGGAUCAAAGUAACCAGUUACAGAGAAAAGACUGGAUUAAUGUAAUUGACAUGUUUGUUAUGUCAUAUAAUUCAACUAUCCACAAAGCACAUGGCUGCACCCUGCACAAAGCAAUUUUCGGAUGGAAAAUGCAUUGUGUAUAUGAUACACCCGAUUUCUCCAGAACUAUUGCCGCUUUUGAAACUUCCACCUCUGAAACCAUCACCGCCACCUCUAAGACCACUGUUUUUGAAACCACUACCUCCAAAACUAUAACAGACGAAGCUGCUAUGGAACAAUGUAUUUCACAUAUGCUCAAAAUUCACCAAUCCAUAAAUGCUUCACUUGAAAAGUAUCGUGAAAACUUAGGCCGUAAUAAUGUGCAUAGAAAAAAAACAGCAAAUAAUAUAAUUGAAACUGGAACUGAAGUUGCUAUUGCGCCCGAUCAUAAUAUGAAUCAACAAACUCGCAAGAGAAAGUUGCAGCUGACCUUUUCAGAACAAGGUAUUUUUAAGUCCCUCAAGUCCAAUAAUUAUACUGCAAUUGUUGAAGUGAAUAGCAAAGAUAUUCAAAUUCCUGUCAAAUGGGUCCGGGCUAUAAAGAAAAAAUUGUAA